Messenger RNA from Parathielavia appendiculata, 830 nucleotides. RefSeq lists its product as uncharacterized. The coding region runs from base 76 to 426 and encodes 116 amino acids. The record is from RefSeq and is a predicted model, not a curated record. NCBI's taxonomy places the organism in Eukaryota, Fungi, Ascomycota, Sordariomycetes, Sordariales, Chaetomiaceae. The transcript has a single exon.
CGUCGUGCAGUAUCUUGGUGUGUUUAUCUUUGCUGACUGUUUUGUACCUGCUACCUCCUUUCCCCUCUGUCUCCAAUGACACUUGAUACCAGCUCGCAACAACGCUUCGCCCCUUCAAAUGGCAGUGCUCACUUCCUCCACAUAGUCACUUCCCAAGCCCUGCCACGGCCGCUGCGAGCGGAGGUACUUAGCCCCUGGACCUGCACGCCACUGACCAUGGCAAGCUCAGCUUUGGGUCGCAGCGGCCAGCGUCAGCCAAGCUUCGAAGCUAAACAUCUAGCACCAAAUCCCCUUUCAAAACCGCCACCUCCCCCUUUGUCGGACACAGAAUUGUCUCGUCAUUCAGCAACCGACACAGUCUCAGUUCUUGCGCCGUCACCCAGUCGUGGGGGAGGAAGAAGUGCUGCCGUAUGCCACUUUCUGUAGGACCCGAUGGCGAAAGUGAUGAUGCUGCGUGUAGCGUCACGGUACGUACCCUCAACUGGCGGUCCAGGAACACGUGCAGUCGCCGUUGAAUGCCACGGAGGAUGGCGUACUGAGGAAAGUGCCUCUGGUACCCCUGGCUCGUCCAACAAGCCUGCGUCCUGCUGUUCCCAGGAAGGACCAUUAAGCCAACUUUGAUCCACGGAGACCUGUGGGAGUCCAACAUUGGGACCGAUGUUCACACCGGCGAAAUCUACAUCUAUGACGCCUGUGACUUACUAUGCGCACCACGAGAAGGAGGUUGGUAUCUGGCGUUGCGAACAUCACCAAAUGAACGACGACAAGUACCGGGAUGAGUUGUAACGGUCUCAGGUAGUAUAUUGCAACUAGCUGAUGACGACUCUACG